Microdochium trichocladiopsis is the source of this 801-nucleotide messenger RNA. RefSeq lists its product as uncharacterized. Bases 1 to 801 code for a protein of 266 amino acids. The transcript has 2 exons. Lineage: Eukaryota; Fungi; Ascomycota; Sordariomycetes; Xylariales; Microdochiaceae. The record is from RefSeq and is a predicted model, not a curated record.
AUGGGCCCUCAGAGCACCCAAGUGGUCCAUGAGCCGCUGGCCGCCAAUGACGGCGAACAGGAGUGGACAAAGGUUCAACGCAAGUCACGCCGCGGACCAAAGGCACGAGCACAGAGUGCAAAGAUGCCCACAAGACCGGGAGUGGUGACAGCCACGCCCACCCCGAGGCAAGCCACCGCGUCGGAUCUCACAGCUCAGGACAUCCGGGAGCAGCACAAGCGCAUCUACGACCAGUGGCUCGAAUCCGACUGCCACAAAAAGCUUGAAGAAAUCAUCAGCACAAAAGCAGACCUCGCCCAUAUCAAGCGGGCUGUCUGUUUCGGCAUAGGCACCUUCGACCCCGAGGACGGAGCCUGGGAGGUCAAGCGGAGGACGCACGUCCAGCUGGCUGCAUUCCUGCGCAUCAUUGGUCUGCUGGAAGCAAAGCAAAAGUCUCCCAUACAGUGCCUCUUCCAAGAACCCGUCUUCUCGGCCAACGAUGCAGACUUCAUCAGCCAGCUGGGCCACCAUGUCGUGGAAUCGCCGGCGGGAUUUGAGCUCGUAGACGAGUCGACCCUCGUCUAUGGCGUCCAUCUGUACAGAGAAAUCUAUUCGCAGGCCAUUGCCAAGGCCAUCCCGGCUGUCUUUGUGGGCACCGGCUAUGAUGUCUGGGACAACUAUCAUGACACCCAGGAUCUCGAUUGGGAUAGGCUCAAGACGGUUGAUGCUGCUUGCGAAAAGGUGCAAUUCCCACAGGACAAGGGAUACACGACCUUUACCAGCACAAGCUUGCACUGGAGGCGACCCGAUGGCUCGGGAUGA